AUGGCCACCGCCCCGGAUUAUAAGAACAUCCCACAUUCGCAUCGGCUGCCCGUGAACCACCGCGAAGUUCAGCGUACCUUCACCAAGCUCUCCCGCCAAUCCCUCGUAUCGCUCGCGCUACAAUGGCUCAGCAAAAAGAACCGCGACUUUUGCAGGCCGUAUCUCCUGAAUGACCGCACAGAGGAGGAUGAUGAAGAGAUCUACGAGCCUGCACAAAGCUACGAGGUACUCCAGGAAAUAUACAAGCAGUUGGCUGCUCGCAAAGGGGGCAGGAGAGAGGUGCUAGAUCGCAUCCUUGAGGGAGAUUGGAGACACGGCAUAUCCAUGUAUCAGCUAGCCACAGCAGAGAUACAGUAUCUGCUCGACCACCCAAAUGCCCUCCGUUGGACAGCGAAGCGUCUCACCAAAAUCCCAAAUGCUCGAUCAGCAGCGACCGACAUGGAGGUUACGAACGACUCCGACCAUCUCCCACGAUUCCAAGCACAAACCUUCAUGUCCAACCUUGCGCGAGAGCUUACUCCCCUCAUGAAGGCACAUUACCUUAUAAUACGGAUAAAGACAUCGCCAAUGACAAUACUACGGGUCUACAUACACGAUUCGCCGUACAGUAACGAGGCAUCGCUAGCGAUCGAGACGAAUAGCACAGAUAGCGCGAAAGCGGUGUUCUUUAUAUGGCCCAACGGUUCGCCAUUUGUAUACUCGUCCCUGGCAACUCUGACAGGACAGGUUGUAGGAGACGACGGGAGACACCUGCGAGACAUUGUACAACAGGCGAUACCAAAGGCCUUCUCCAGACCGUCUGCUCGGUAUCAAUUGACCAAUACAAACUUCACUACCAAGUCAUUGGACGCCCUUCUGACAUAUCGCGGCCCCGGCAAGAGCAAUGCUGCAGCAGGAGGCUGGAGCAUCUUCCAGGACCAUAGCUUUAGCCAAAAUGCGCUGGACUUCAUCACAACACAAAAAGGGGAUGGGCAGGAAAAGGCUGCCGGGGAUAAGAGCAAUGUCAAUGGUGCAACAAAGGCUGGACCAGGGAGGCCCAAACGACCACUAGACGGAAAGGAGACUUCAGAGGCCAAACGACGGAAAGAGAUUGCCGCUGGUCGCUUCGGUACAUCAGCACAACCAGAAGAUGGCCAGGGACUUGAACGGUUUGAAGUUCGCAUUGAUGACUCGUUUCCAAUGACAUCAGAUGGCAACAGUAUUACGCAAGUAGAAGGCGAAACAUCCAACCUCGAUGCUCAAGCGACGAGCCGAACACGGAGAGGACGCCCAUCGCUGCUUGAUAGAACAGUAGAGGAUCUUGAAGAGGUUGAGAACGAAGAGGGCUGGGCACCAAACGUGCGCAUCACGUUCCAGGGAACACAUGUGUUUGCCGGCGUCAGGCAAUUGGUUGAAGAGGGCAUCAUAGACGGUGAGAAGAUGCCGGGUUGGCUGACUGGCGAAGCAGGUGUCACGAUAGGUUCUGUCAAGAACGGACGGAUACGGAGCAAAGAAGGUGUCCCAGGUGUUUGA
This is a messenger RNA of Pyrenophora tritici-repentis Pt-1C-BFP, 1512 nucleotides long. RefSeq names its product CENP-N domain containing protein. Gene Ontology annotation, biological process: chromosome segregation; CENP-A containing chromatin assembly. NCBI's taxonomy places the organism in Eukaryota, Fungi, Ascomycota, Dothideomycetes, Pleosporales, Pleosporaceae. The record is from RefSeq and is a predicted model, not a curated record.